This is a messenger RNA of Daphnia pulex (common water flea), 1011 nucleotides long. RefSeq names its product regulator of G-protein signaling 8-like. The record is from RefSeq and is a predicted model, not a curated record. The transcript has 4 exons. NCBI's taxonomy places the organism in Eukaryota, Metazoa, Arthropoda, Branchiopoda, Diplostraca, Daphniidae. The coding region runs from base 317 to 964 and encodes 215 amino acids.
GUUUCCCCAAACAAAAGUGGGAUUUCCAAUUCGAUAAGAUGCGCGCGCAGCCACAAAAGAAAACUCCCUGUUUAUUGUUCCAACGUCUGCAACAUUCCCACAUGUCUAGUUUCUUCCUCGUCUGCAGGUAUAUAUAAAUGGGUAGGAUUAGUCUCACUCUUCAGACUUUCAACAUCCCCCAGUGCCACAUCUCGUCGUCUUAUAUCACGCUCUAAAACAUUUCGCAAUCUAUCAAAGGUUCAACAGUCUUCAAGUGAACUCAUUUGUGAUCCCGAAUCGUUAUAUUUUUAGUUUAUCAUUCUGUUCGAGUCGAAAAAUGACAAACUCACCAGAACACGACAGCAGCAGCAAUAAAGUCAAGUUGGUUCUAGCCCAUUCCCUCAAUUCGAUUGUAAUUGUAAUUCCAACCACCAAAAGGAAUCUCGUUCACAACGUUAAAGACCGAAUAGUUACACAUCUCACCAACAAGCGGUCCUCUAGUUGCAGCAGUUCUGAUAUGAGACUUCGAAAUCUCAAAUCCAAUAUCCGGAGAAGCUUAUCGCCGUCAUCAGCCCGACCCCAGCCGGAAGAGGCACAGAAAUGGGCCGAGUCAUUCACCAAACUCAUGGCAUCCAAAUAUGGAUCCUCUCUCUACCGGGCGUUUUUACUGCGCGAAUUCAGCAACGAGAAUCUGGAUUUUUGGCUGGCCGUCGAAGAGUACAAAAACUCCAAACCGCAAAAGAUGGCAGCUAUAGCCCAGCAAAUCUACAAUGAUUUCGUUGCCGUCAAAGCCACGAAACAAGUUAACCUAGAUGCUGAAACGAGAAUCCUGACGCUGGCCAACAUCCAGUCGGACAUUGCCGACCAAUUCGCUUUUGAUCGCGCUCAAAGGCGAACUCAGCACAUGAUGGAACGCGAUUCUUACCUGCGUUUCCUCCAGUCGGAAUUGUUUCUUGAACUCGCCCACCCCGAGCGAUAUUAUUAGCGUUUCGAGUCCGUGCAUCCAGAAAUAUAGAUCUCAUUCUCUUGUCA